Messenger RNA from Equus quagga, 3478 nucleotides. It is a transcript of the gene TBX6, whose product is annotated as T-box transcription factor 6. The transcript is spliced from 10 exons. The record is from RefSeq and is a predicted model, not a curated record. Gene Ontology annotation, cellular component: nucleus. Bases 1769 to 3067 code for a protein of 432 amino acids. Gene Ontology annotation, biological process: vasculogenesis; heart looping; positive regulation of DNA-templated transcription. Gene Ontology annotation, molecular function: RNA polymerase II cis-regulatory region sequence-specific DNA binding; DNA-binding transcription factor activity, RNA polymerase II-specific. Lineage: Eukaryota; Metazoa; Chordata; Mammalia; Perissodactyla; Equidae.
GACGUUUCAGGCCUACCUGGAUGAUUGUCACCGGAGGUAUAGCUGUGCCCACUGCCGCGCUCACCUGGCCAACCACGACGACCUCAUCUCCAAGUCCUUCCAGGGCAGUCAGGGGCGUGCCUAUCUCUUCAACUCUGUGAACAGGCCUUUGAGAGCAGCCAGAAGUACAAAGAGGGGAAGUACAUCAUUGAACUCAACCACAUGAUCAAAGACAACGGCUGGGACUGACCCCUGCCUCUGCCGCAUGUGGCUCCAGCCCGGCCUGGCCGCCAGGGGGCGCCACUGGCUUCCCUCCACACGAAGGGAGCUCUGGACCUUCAAGGCCUCUGCAGAGGAAGGAUCCAGCUCCUGUACAUAUAUUUUAUUGCAUGCACUGUGACCUUGGGGGGGGGGAGCUCAGAAGGUGGACGACGCCCCCGCACCUCCCCGCGAUCUGGCUGGCUUGGAUCUCGUUUUUAACCCCUUCCUGCCCCGCCUGCCCUAUAGAUAUGGCCUACGUGCUGCUCUCUUCGCCCCAGUGCACCAUCUGCCCUGUGAACUUCUUCUCCCACUGGGCCCCUCUUACCCCAGGCGCGUCUGCUCCCCUUGUUCUGUAGCGUUUGUACAUAAUAAAACAAUGGAGUGGAGACAGCCCAGGCUCAUGUGGAAUCCGGGAAAGUGGGUCUCCAUGCAGAUUCCUGCCUCUAUAGACCUGUUCCUUUCUGAGCCCCGACGGGGCCGGGGGUAGGUACGGCGGUCAAAGCUGGGAGCCUGUAUUCCUGGGGCCUGGCUUCAGCCAUCUUCUCUAGGACCCAGGAUGGGUCUUACUGCCGGUAGAGAUUCCCGCGCUCACUCUGGGCUCCCUAGGCCUUGACCUCGGCUGAUCUGCGUCUUCUCGGCCUUAGCGUUUUGCCGCCGCCUGGGGGCAGCUCUCCUGCGAGACCACCGCACCGCCAGUUUCACCGCCCCUCUCGUCUCAACUACAACUUCCAGCGGCCCCAGCGGCAACUGUCUGUCUCCUCCGCGCCGAGCCUCGGCGCUGGGCCUGCUGGGAAGUGUAGUUCCGAGGGCGCCUCAGCGCGGGACCUUCUGGGAAACCCAGGCGCCAGAGACUGUCGAGCUGUGGGCGCCUCUAAACUUUUGAGACUUGGCCGAGGGUGAAGGUUUUUCAGAAUAGGAAGCAGGAAAGACUGCAGGGUUUAGGCCUCAGUUGCGGACUCCUCGAGGUCCCCACUGCCCGCGUAACAAGCUCAGGCCGCGUCCCUCCAGCUCUGCUCUUUCCCUCCCUCCAGUCAUGCUUAGUCCCUCCAGCCCUGUCCUCCAAGUGAAGGGAGGUCACCUGCCAGAAAAGUCUGGGGGCCAAGAUCUGUCCCAGGACUCCAGGCUCCAUCCCAGGGUCCAGGUCCCGCCCCUCAGUAGCUUAUCCCUAGCCGGGGCUCCCCCCGUGGGAACGGGGACCAGCUGGCCGGAAGCGCCAAACUGCAUCCCUGUCCGAGCCCGGGGGAUCAAUCAGGCCGAGGAGUUAAUUAUGUAAUGAGGGGGCAGGGGGUCGGGGCUAAUGAAGCCUGGGGGGAGGAGGGGAGAGGGGAGGGUACCCAGGUAUCCGGCCCCCUCUUGGACCCCUUCCAGGCCCCAGGGGUCUCCACCCCAGCCCAACUCCAGGGCCCCAAAGAGGGGAGGGGCUGUGAUCCUGGGUCUGGAAGAGGCUGAGCUGUGAGCUAUAAAGGGGGCAUCACUCAGCACUGGGGGACUCCAGGCAGCGUGAUCUGAAGCCAAACAGGACUACUCCAUGUACCAUCCACGGGAAUUGUACCCCUCCCUGGGGACUGGCUACCGCCUUGGGCCCCCUCAGCCUGGGGCAGAUUCCAACUUCCCACCCGCCCUGGCAGAGGGCUACCACUACCCCGAUCUGGACAUUCCUAAACUGGAUUGCUUCCUCUCCGGGAUUGAGGCUGCUCCCCGCACCCUGGCUGCUCCUCCACCUCUGCCCCCAGCCCUGGGCACUGAGCCAGCCCCACCAGCCCCAGAGGCCCUUCAUUCACUCCCUGGCGUCAGCCUGAGCCUGGAGAACCGGGAGCUGUGGAAAGAGUUCAACUCCGUGGGAACAGAGAUGAUCAUCACCAAAGCUGGGAGGCGCAUGUUUCCUGCUUGCCGGGUAUCUGUCACCGGCCUGGACCCCGAGGCCCGCUACCUGUUUCUUCUCGAUGUGAUUCCAGUGGAUGGGGCUCGCUACCGCUGGCAGGGCCGGCGCUGGGAGCCCAGCGGCAAGGCGGAGCCCCGCCUGCCUGACCGUGUCUACAUUCAUCCUGACUCUCCUGCCACUGGUGCCCACUGGAUGCGGCAACCUGUGUCUUUCCAUCGUGUCAAGCUCACCAACAGCACACUGGACCCCCAUGGCCAUCUGAUCUUGCACUCCAUGCACAAGUAUCAGCCCCGUGUACACUUGGUGCGGGCCGCCCAGCUUUGCAGCCAACACUGGGGGGGCGUUGCCUCCUUCCGCUUCCCUGAAACCAUGUUCAUCUCCGUGACAGCCUACCAGAACCCACGGAUCACACAACUGAAGAUUGCGGCCAACCCCUUCGCCAAGGGCUUCCGGGAGAACGGCAGAAACUGUAAGAGGGAGCGAGACGCCCGUGUGAAGAGGAAACUACGGGGCCCAGAGCCAGUAGCCACAGAGGCCUAUGGGAGUGGAGAUGCUCCAGGUGGUCCCUGUGAUUCCACAUUGGGUGGGGAUACUCGUGAGUCAGAUCCAGAGCAGGCCCCAGCCCCUGGGGAAGCUGCCCCUGCCUCAGCUCCUCCAUGUGGUGGCCCCAGUGCUGAGGCCUACCUUCUGCACCCUGCAGCUUUCCAUGGGGCCCCUGGUCACCUUCCAACCAGGAACCCCAGCUUCCCUGAGGCUCCAGACUCUGGGCACCCAGCCCCCUACUCAGCUGCAUUCCUGGAGCUGCAGCCCGGGCCAGGGGCCUCAGGAUACCCAGGAGCUCCCCCAGCACCCUUUGCCUCGCAUUUCCUCCAAGGGGGCCCCUUCCCCCUACCUUACCCUGGACCUGGGGCUUACCUCGACGUAGGCUCCAAACCAAUGUACUGAGCUAUUGCGAGGCCCCUCUGCCUCCCUCCUUGUCUUCCAUUACAAACCUCCAGUUCCCUUCCCCCAGGCCUAUAGCCCCACUUCCACUGGCCCCAUCCCCCACACCAAAUGGCUGCGUUGGGCCUCUCCUCUCCACUUCACACUUUGAUUUCACUCCCACCCCCCUCUGGCUUCAAAGCUCUGGCUAAGCUGCCGAGAGUCCAGCUGGGGCCAGCUUCCCCUUCCCAGCUCUCACCUCUCACCUCCGUGUGAAUGGAGGGAGGCUCUGCCUAGCCAAAUGGGCGUCGGACCAGCACUCCCACCUCCCGGGCCUCACCCUUGGGCUCCUCACCCUGUCUCUUCUCAUCACCAGAGUAUUUUUGUUAAUAAAACUCUAAAGACACUGGUGCUCUGGAAACAUUGGGCUAAUGG